This is a messenger RNA of Ectocarpus sp. CCAP 1310/34, 798 nucleotides long. Lineage: Eukaryota; Phaeophyceae; Ectocarpales; Ectocarpaceae. The record is from the annotation of a GenBank genome assembly.
UCUAAAGAACACGCACACGUAUAACGAGAAAAAGGUAUCCAAGAGCCCGAAGAGGUACACCUUAAAAUCCCUGCAGCACCGUAUGCGUGCCCAAAAACUGAACUGCACGUCCGUCCCACCGUUCGACUACAGUAGCAUCACCCCCUCCCUGUCCCACUCUAUACCAAAACGGAAGAUUGCCGACUACAGCAUAAUGCUGUCUGAAGUGCUGUCUGCACAAAACCAAUGCACCCGGGUUAGCCACGCCAUCUCUGACGUGUCUCUCUACAAAACCAGUGACGACGUCAUCACAUAGAACCAACACCGAAAAUCAGGAAAAAAACGAGAAAAAUUGACAACACAGAUCAGAUAUAAAUGUUUGUCCGUGCGCCACGGGUCGAUGUCGCCCGCAUGCUCCGGUGCCGCUGCUCCGUCCGGCGCCGCUGUAGUCAGCCCGAGCAUAACGCCACUCGACCUGCUCCGUCCGUACACGCUCUCGUUGCUGUCCUUCCCAGUCGGUUCCUCGCUUUCUCCCUCCUUGCACUCAAGGUUCUUGGUCUGAAAAAUAAAAAUUCUCGCGCCGAAGGGGUCAACCAGCCCAGUUCAGCUCGUCGCCACCUGCUCCCUCCUCCUUUGAUGGCGAAGCCAGGUUACUGAGGCAAUACAGCUCCCUCUAGCAAACCUAGGGCCGUGUAGUGCCCGUCCACCUUUCUGAUGGUGUCUGCCUUCGCGCACAAAAACGAGAUGGGAAUCACUGCCAACGCCGACGGCCAGAAAGGCCCGCGCAUCUACAUUUUCCCGCCUGACCCCAUCAGUGCC